Molecule: messenger RNA, 954 nt
Organism: Glarea lozoyensis ATCC 20868
Lineage: Eukaryota; Fungi; Ascomycota; Leotiomycetes; Helotiales; Helotiaceae
Exons: 3
Coding region: 1-954 (317 amino acids)
Source: RefSeq, a predicted model, not a curated record
AUGGCCGGAACUUGUCCUUAUGGGGGAUUAUGGUUUGAAUGUCUUAUGACCAAUCCAACAUUCCAAGGCUGUUGUACUAGCAAUCCAUGUUCGGACGGAUGCCCACCAGAUAACCUUUUCGCAGCCGGUUUACCAGCUGGAGGAGUAGCAGCUACCAACGAGCUCAAUGCUAAAUGUCCAUCGGGAUCAAACUGGUUUACCUGUGUAGACCAGACACCCGCGGGUUCAUUCCAAGGAUGCUGUAAAUCAAAUCCAUGUAAUGCACUGGGUUGCCCUAGAGCAGACUUAGUAGCCGCGCAAUUCAAUAGUACAUCCACGGCGACGGCGACGUCGGCGUCAACUUCAAAGUCGUCGACUUCAGCUCCUACCGCGACACCAACCACUUCGAGUACCUCUACAACAAAUCCAAUAUCGAGUAACGUCACAUCAUCACAUCCUAAUAAUACACCCAUCAUAGCUGGAGUUGUAGUGGGAGGUGUGGUCUUGAUCGCGUUAAUCGGAUUCUUAUUUUGGUAUCUUCGCGAUAGAAGGAGAAAGGCCAAUAGUCCCGAUCCCUCAUCUAUGGCGAUGAUGAAGGUUCCUGAUAACGCUGUAAAUGCCGAUAAUGAAGGCUUCUAUGCAGUGGGAGGUAUUUCGAAUGGUAUCCGUCCUGAUCACGACACCUCAAAAAACGGAGGCUACACGAAAGCUGCUACACAGUCUCCUGGUCCGCCUCCGUAUUUAUCUCCGCGGCAUCUAUCACCACAUCCCUCACCAACCACGGCCGGCUUCCACGAUAAUCGCGUCUCUGCCUUGUCGAGGUUAUCAACUAGCACGAAUGGACAGCCUGAGGACGCUUUGAUUGCGCCACAACAAUUGGAUAGUACCGAGAUAGGAAUGAGGGAUCACAGUAGGGAAUUUGCGGUUGAACUUCCGACGACGGAAAACCAAGGCAAGUUACGAAGUCCGCCGUGA